AUGGCGCCUCAUCCCUUGGACACUCCCAGCAUCCAAGUGACCCGUGACACCCAGCAGCUCUUCCCUGGAACCUCGGACAACGGAGUGCUCUGCGCCAAGUCCUCCCCAGCAAGCCCCACUCUCAGGGCGCGGGACUGCGCGGUGAUAGAAGCGAGUGACUGCCGAGGGGCCUCGAGGAAGCUCCGCGCAUGGCGUGGAGGGCGCAGCCGACCCAAGAGCGAGUUGGCAUUGAGCAAGCAGCGACGAAGCCGGCGCAAGAAGGCCAACGACCGAGAGCGCAAUCGUAUGCACAACCUCAACUCGGCGCUGGAUGCGCUGCGCGGUGUCCUGCCCACUUUCCCGGAUGACGCCAAGCUCACCAAGAUCGAGACGCUGCGCUUUGCCCACAACUACAUCUGGGCGCUGACUCAGACGCUGCGCAUAGCGGACCACAGCUUCUACGGGCCCGAGCCCCCAGCGCCGCCCUGCGGGGAGAUGGGCAGCCCGGACGGCGGUUCUACUGGGGACUGGGGCUCCCUCUACUCCCCAGUUUCCCAAGCUGGCAGCCUGAGCCCCACCGCCUCGCUGGAAGAGCUCCCUGGGCUGCAGGUGCCCAGCUCCCCGACUUGCCUGCUCCCGGGGGCCCUGGCGUUGUCAGACUUCUUGUGA
Messenger RNA from Nannospalax galili (Upper Galilee mountains blind mole rat), 648 nucleotides. RefSeq names its product neurogenin 3 (gene Neurog3). Gene Ontology annotation, molecular function: protein dimerization activity. Bases 1 to 648 code for a protein of 215 amino acids. The record is from RefSeq and is a predicted model, not a curated record. The transcript has a single exon. NCBI's taxonomy places the organism in Eukaryota, Metazoa, Chordata, Mammalia, Rodentia, Spalacidae.